CCGUCGGACCCUUCUUCGGAAAGAUCUUUCGGACUCCAGAGGGCGGAUCCUGGAGUCCCAGCCCUCUUUGGGGGACGUAUCGGUGGGGCAGUUCUGUCCGGUUAGGCCUAUCCUGGCUAAACCUAAAAGGAACGGGUUGGGGCUUGGGACGCGCUUUGCUCAGGCAGCGUUUGGGACAGCCCCAAUAGAGUCCUCCAGGGGCCUUCCUCCCUUUGAACUGCGGUGGCGGGCCGCCUCACUGUCUCCUGCACCCCUCAGAGUAGGGGCCGCCAUCACCAUGGCCCCGGCUGCUAGUCGGCCGUGCGACGGCGGGUCGCGGGACAUUCUGUGGCGCGUUUUGGGCUGGAGGAUAGUUGCAAGUAUUGUGUGGUCAGUGCUGCUGCUGCCCGUCUGUACCACAGUAUUUAUAAUCUUCAGCAGCAUUGAUUUACUUCAUCCUAUACAGUGGCUGGCUGAUUCUUUCAAUGAUCUCUAUAGUUCAUAUGUAAUCUUUUACCUCCUGCUGCUGUCUGUAGUAAUAGUAAUAAUAAGUAUUUUCAAUGUGGAGUUCUAUACAGUUGUGCCUUCCAUUCCCUGCUCCAGACUGGCCCUGAUAGGGAAGGUCAUUCAUCCUCAGCAGCUCAUGCACUCAUUUAUUCAUGCUGCAAUGGGAAUGAUGACGGCUUGGUGUGCAGCAGUGAUAACCAAGAGUCGAUACAGUUUCCUUGUGGUUUCCUGCACUAGUACUGAGAGUGUAGACAGCCCUGCUGCACCCACCUGCAUAAAUGAGUAUCACCUUUUUUUCCUAUUGGCUGGAGCAUUCAUGGGCUAUAGCUAUAGCCUCCUGUAUUUUAUUAACAACAUGAACUAUCUUCCCUUUCCCAUCAUACAGCAGUACAAGUUCUUGCGCUUCAGGAGAUCUCUGCCCUUGCUAGUUAAGCAUAGUUGUGUAGAAUCACUGUUCCUAACUAGAAAUUUCUGCAUUGUGUAUUAUUUCCUAGGCCAUAUUCCCAAAACUUGGAUUAGCACCGCAAUGGACCUUCAUAUAGAUGAGCAGUUUCACAGGCCUCUUGACACUGUGAGUGGCCUCUUGAAUCUCUCAUUACUUUACCAUGUCUGGCUAUGUGGUGUCUUUCUCCUGAUGACUUGGUAUACCUCAUGGGUUCUCUUCAAAAUCAGUGUCACAGAGGCUCAUCUGUUCCCUGUUCAACCACCAUUUUCAGGAGAGUCUGAUGAAUGCCUCCCGAAAGUUUUAAACAGCAAUCCUCCCCUCAUCAUAAAGUAUUUGGCCUUGCAGGACCUGAUGUUGCUUUCUCAGUAUUCUCCUUCACGAAGACAAGAAGUUUUUAGCCUUAGCCAACCAGGUGGACAUCCCCACAACUGGACAGCCAUUUCAAGGGAGUGUUUGAAUCUUUUAAAUGAUAUGACUCAGAAAUUGGUUCUCUACCAAGAAGCUGCUGCUACUAAUGGGAGAGUGAUGUCUUCCUCAUACCCAAUGGAACCUAAGAAAUCAAAUUCUCCAGAAGAAACUACUUUUCAGACCCCCAUAUCUAGCCAGAUGCCUCGCCCAUCAAUGCCACCAUUAGUUAAGACAUCACUGUUUUCCUCAAAAUUAUCUACACCUGAUGUUGCAAGUCCUCUUGGAACCCCAUUUAGCUCUAGUGUAGUAAAUCGAAUGGCUGGAAUUUUUGAUGUAAACACUUGUUAUGGGUCACCCCAAAGUCCUCAGCUAAUAAGAAGAGGACCAAGACUAUGGACUUCUGCUUCUGAUCAGCAAAUGACUGAAUUUUCUAAUCCUUCUCCAUCUACCUCUGUUAACGCUAAGGGUAAGACAGUGAGACAGCCCAGUGUGAUUUAUUCAUGGAUUGAGAAUAAACGUGACCAGAUAAAGAAUUUUUUAUCAAAACGGGUGCUGAUAAUGUAUUUUUUCAGUAAGCACCCAGAGACCUCCAUUCAGGCUGUUUUUUCAGAUGCCCAAAUGCAUAUUUGGGCAUUAGAAGGUCUGUCUCACUUAGUAGCAGCUUCAUUUACAGAAGAUAGAUUUGGAGUUGUCCAGACUACACUACCAACUAUUCUUGAUACUUUGUUGACACUGCAAGAGGCAGUUGACAAGUACUUCAAGCUUCCUCAUGCUUCCAGUAAACCACCUCGGAUUUCAGGAAGCCUUGUGGACACUUCUUACAAAACAUUAAGAUUUGCAUUUAGAGCAUCUCUAAAAACUGCCAUCUAUCGAAUAACUACUACAUUUGGUGAACAUCUGAAUGCUGUGCAAGCAUCUGCAGAACAUCAGAAAAGACUUCAACAGUUCUUGGAGUUCAAAGAAUAGUUAAGUAAUAUAAACUGUGUUCAUUACACUGCUGAUACAACUACAGAUGGGACAGUAAAUGUUCAGCAUUCUUGGAUCAGAAGAAAAUGGACUAAUUAGAUGCUUCCUUUGUCGUGGUGGUUGCUUUGAAAACUAUACUUUAAUGGGAGAAAUCAUGGAAAGAAAUUCUGAACAGAGUAACCGAAAACUGCCUUUUUUGUACUGAUUGCUUUUUGUAUGUGUGGUAUAAUAAAAUCUUUAUUCGAUUUUACAAAAGCAUCUGUGGCAGUAGAAAUGUCUCUAGCUUAUAUAACUUAAUAAUAAUAAUAGAAAAUGUUCAGAAUUUACUUUGGAGAGGAAUAGAACCAGUUCAGAAGGUAAAAUAGGUAGACUUGAUCCAGUCUUCCUAAUUGUUCUGAGAGUUUAGUUCAGUGUAAAUUUGAAAUAUGUAAACUUUAGUUUCUGUUUACUGAAAGAUAAAAAUGGUAACGGUGGAGGAAAAUUCACAGAAAAAUUAUUGUCUAAAGGACAUAUUUUGUUAAUCUCUUAGGUUAUGGUUUUAUUCCAGGAACAAAUUAAAUUUGAUUGUCCAAAAAAAGUCUCAAUUUACAGAUGCUAACUGUAUAUAAAGGAAUGUGGAAAAAUUCAGUUCUUACAUUAUAAGGUUAAACAUUCACAUUUGGUUUUUGAAAGACAAUUGAGUGACAUCUAUGAAUUUGUUUUGUAUCAUGCUAGUGAACAGUAAGUAUAUGGAUAUUUUUCCAACUAGUUUUGCUUUCUUUUCCUGGAACAAAACAUUAAGUGAUUGCAGAGUUUUUCAAAUGAGAGAAAAAGAUUUUUCAAGAAAAACAGGAAAAUUUCCUUUUUUCCCCCACCUUUCAUCCUCAUUAGAUCAAAUUAUUUUGUGUAGUUUGUUUGGCCUCAGAGGGAGCAGCCUUUGCUGUGUUAACUGGCUAAUAAAAAUAUAUUAGGAAAAUCUUUGCAGCCAGAAACAACUUAGUCAUCAAAUAGCAAGUGAAACCAAAACAUCAGAGAGACUAGUUUACUUGGGAAUAUGUUAUAUGUCCCAAAAGUGAGCAAGGUAAUAAUAUCGUUUAUUAGAUCAACUUCUGUGGAGAUGAAAGAUUGGAAAUCCUAGUGGUAGACAGUCACCGGACAAGCUUUGGAUUAUAAUGCUCACUGGUAAUUAUUUUACUGUUAUCUUUUCCCAUUGGUGUCCCCCCAGUUUUUCUUUAUAGGCAGUGCACUAUUGUAUAUUAAUUUUUAAUGUGAUAUAUAUAUCUACUAUUUGACUACUUGAUGUAUUAUAUCUUUAUUCCUUUUAUUUGUUGCCCCUUCAACCACCACAUGCCAAAAUAUAAAUGAGUCCUGCUGGACUUUAAA
Molecule: messenger RNA, 3667 nt
Organism: Manis javanica (Malayan pangolin)
Lineage: Eukaryota; Metazoa; Chordata; Mammalia; Pholidota; Manidae
Gene: NDC1
Product: NDC1 transmembrane nucleoporin
Biological process (GO): nuclear pore organization
Cellular component (GO): nuclear pore transmembrane ring
Molecular function (GO): protein-macromolecule adaptor activity
Source: RefSeq, a predicted model, not a curated record